AGUAUUAGUAUAGUUCAGUGAUCUUCAAUGAUCUCCAAUCACUACUUGCUUUAAACGUAGCGAUGGACGCGAUUACAUUUCACAAGCGUAAUUUUCAACAUAAUUCUCGACCACGACAACAUAACAUUACUGAAGUGAGUAAAUGCUUUGUUAACUAAGAGCAAAAAGCCUGGCAAAAGUAAAUAACGAUAACCGUCGUGAGGAUCAGAGAGAUCAGACCCGUUUCUAACCUUCUUGACAGAAGCAUAUAUUGUUUAUCAAAGCUCACGAUACGUGAAUAACCGUCUCGUAUCCUUUCUCGAACAGUAAUUGUUGAAAUUAAUAUUUACAAAAUGGAACCAGCAGAUCUAGACUUUGUUUACGACGAUGCAGACACACAUGCCAAUGAAAUUGGCGAAUUGUAUAGCUACACUGAACAUUAUGAAUUCAAUGCUAAUCUUACAGCUUUCGAAGAGCAAAUGGAAUGGUAUAAAUUACGACCAUGGUGGCAAAAUUUGACAGAAAUUCAACAGAAAUCAGUGAUUCAGAAAUUGUUAGAUCAACUAGAGGUUUCCAAUAAGCAGCUGCGAAUGAAGGCAGCAAGGUGUAUCUUAUAUUUAGCACAAGGUUGCUGGGCUGAGGUACAGUCUGAUAAGGAGCAACGAGACUGGACUAGAACAAAUGUAAUGUUAUUGUAUGAAGCUGGAAUUUUUCCAGCAUUUGUUGAACUUCUUAAUAUUGAAAUUGAGAACAGUACAACAGCUACGUCUGCAAUGAGAAAAAUUGCUGUUAGUCUUGAUGAUUCUAUCGAUUUAAGAGUAAUAUUAUCUGUUUUAUACAUAAUAACAGAAGUAAUGAGAGAAGAGAUGAAGGAUUUAGAAAACAGUAUUUAUAAGGAUAAUAUUGAAUGUUUUAAGGAAGAACUAAUAAAUCCAUACGGUGAAGAGUUGCUUAUAGUUAAACUCCUCGGUAUGGUCACAUGCUUUUGCAGUGGGUCAGCACCACACUUUCCUAUGAAAAAAGUUCUUUUACUCCUGUGGAAGUUGAUCUUAGUAUCCCUUGGUGGUAUAGAUACAUUGAGGAAAUUAAAGAAACAAUAUCGCGAAGAAGCUGGUCUUAGUAAUCUACAAGAAGAUACCAUUGAAGUUGCCAAGACUAUGAGACCUAGCUCUCCUCCUGUCAAUGCAGCAGAUUUAAUUGAAACUCAAAAUACGAGAAAAAAUAAUAAAUACCGUAGACAAUAUCUAUUGAAACAAAGUUCAUUGGAUGAGCCACUCUUGGGUAUGGAAUACGAUAGUGGAGAAAUGGGAAAUAAUACUACAAAUAACGAAGCAGAAGUAGAAAUAAAUGUAUUCACAGACCCAACUGGCUGGAAUCAAACUUGUUAUGAAGAUCAAAAUAAUGAAAUACAAAUAAGGCCUAGUACUCCACAGCAUACUAGAGGAAAAAGUUUACCAUGGAUGCCAAAGGUAAGACAACAAGAUGUGGACACUUUCCUUGAUGUAUCGAGACUAAAAUUUAUUGGUUACAAAUUACAAGGAGAUAGAGAAAGUUUAGCAGGUUUACCGCAACCAAUACAUGAAGGCGUAAAUACGCUUAAACGACAUAUGUACACAUCUUUAGCCGAGGUCCAAAUACAAAAAGAGGAAGAAAUAGCUAGAAAUCCUAUGAGCACUCCAGAACCGCCAAUUCGUCAGACACCUACAGAAAUUUUAUAUCAAGCUAUACUACCGAACCUUCCGCAAUACAUGAUUGCCUUAUUAAAAAUUUUACUCGCAGCUGCUCCCACCAGUAAAGCCAAGACAGACAGUACGAACAUUAUGGCCGAUGUUCUACCAGGACAAAUGCCGAUGACAGUUUUUCAGUCUACGAAACUUGGAAUUGAUGUAAACAGACACAAAGAAAUCAUUGUUAAAGCAGUCUCUGCAAUUCUGCUUUUGUUGCUGAAGCAUUUCAAGUUGAAUCACAUAUAUCAGUUCGAAUUUAUGUCACAGCAUUUAGUAUUUGCUAACUGCAUACCAUUGGUUUUGAAAUUUAUAAAUCAGAAUAUUGUAGCUUAUAUUGAAGCUAAACAUUUUAUUCCUAUACUGGACUUUCCUAUAUGUGUUAUCGGCGACCGCAUUGAGUUGACCAUAGAAAACCUUAAAAUUGGGGACAGUCCAACGUAUUCUUGGAGAAAUGUUUUUUCUUGCAUUAAUUUAUUACGUAUUCUUAACAAAUUAACCAAAUGGAAGCAUAGCAGAAUUAUGAUGUUGGUAGUGUUUAAAUCGGCACCUAUAUUAAAGCGUACGUUAAAAAUUAGACAAGCAAUGAUGCAACUUUAUGUUUUAAAAUUACUAAAAAUGCAAACCAAAUACUUGGGACGACAGUGGCGGAAAACAAAUAUGAAAACAAUCAGUGUAAUUUAUGCGAAAGUCAGACAUCGUUUGAACGAUGAUUGGGCUUAUGGAAAUGAUCUAGAAGCACGUCCAUGGGAUUUCCAAGUGGAAGAGUGCGAGUUACGCACAUGCGUUGAUCAAUUUAACAAUCGACGAUAUUCUAAUGCUCCUAAAGACAAAGAAAUGGAACCUGUUGACACAUCUGUCAUAUCAGUACUAGGGGUAAACAUUGAAUUAAGCGAAGAAUUCAAGCAACAUUACGAAUUAUGGUUGCAGCAAGAAGUAUUUCAGAGAAGUAUUAACUGGGACGAAUUGUUAGAUCCUGGAUCCUGUGAAAUUUAAACUUUUAAUAAGUGUAACAUAUAUUAAAAUUGUAUUUUCGUCAGCUCAUAGACCUGGAUCAAAUUUUGACGCUUUUACACGCUAUUGUGAGGUGAUAAAAAAAAAGAGAAAGAAACAUUGUCAUAUCGAUACAUCAAAAACUGAAUUUGCAUUUGGUUCAUAUGCACCGAACUGUGAAUGGUCCUAAUCUAGCAGACGUUAAAGAAAAUACUAGUGAACUUAAAAAUGACUGUUUACAAAAUAACGUGUAAUUUUCUACCUUUAUUUGUGUGUAUUUAAUUUGUGCAAUGUGUAUUGCUUGUAGCAAUAUUUUACUAUUACAUAGCGGUAAGUGGAUAUAUAAUCGUCUCUUAUGUAUUUAUGAAAGACUAGGAUAAAUUUAUUCAAAUAUAUCAUUCAUACUAUUCGCACUUUA
Molecule: messenger RNA, 3114 nt
Organism: Hylaeus volcanicus
Lineage: Eukaryota; Metazoa; Arthropoda; Insecta; Hymenoptera; Colletidae
Gene: Strip
Product: striatin-interacting protein 1
Exons: 11
Coding region: 333-2699 (788 amino acids)
Biological process (GO): cytoskeleton organization
Cellular component (GO): cytosol
Source: RefSeq, a predicted model, not a curated record